Bombus terrestris (buff-tailed bumblebee) is the source of this 2922-nucleotide messenger RNA. RefSeq names its product chitin synthase chs-2. Gene Ontology annotation, cellular component: cell periphery; cell septum. Lineage: Eukaryota; Metazoa; Arthropoda; Insecta; Hymenoptera; Apidae. The record is from RefSeq and is a predicted model, not a curated record. Gene Ontology annotation, molecular function: chitin synthase activity. The transcript is spliced from 13 exons. Bases 1 to 2907 code for a protein of 968 amino acids.
AUGUGUGAUUUUAGUAAUCCUAAUUCAACACUUUCUCAAAACACUAUAAGUAACAAAAGAAAUGCUUAUGUUCCUGUAAUUUAUGUUUGUGCAACUAUGUGGCACGAAAAUAAAAAAGAAAUGAACGAAUUGAUCGGAAGUAUUUUAAGAUUAGAUAAAGAUCACUGUGCCAUGAAAGUUACACAGAAGUAUUAUAAGAUUUCUAUUAAUGACUACUAUGAACUUGAAACACAUGUAAUGUUUGAUGAUGCAUUUUGUUGUAUGCAUGGUUGUAUUGGAUCUUGUGAUCAUAAAGAAAGUGAAGUAUGCAUAAAUGAAUAUGUAGCAACAUUUGUGGAAUCAGUGCAGGAAAACAUAAAAAAUCUUGGUAUGCUUGAUUUACCGCCAACUAAAUAUCCAACUCCUUAUGGUGGUCAACUAGUUUGGAAUUUACCAGGAAAAACACGUUUAAUAGUACAUCUUAAAGAUAAAAAUAAAAUCAGACACAGAAAACGAUGGAGUCAGGUCAUGUAUAUGUAUUAUCUUCUUGGUUAUUGUUUCAUGAACUCAUCAACAGAUUUUGAUACUAAAGAAUUAAUAGCAGAAAAUACUUACAUUCUAACACUAGAUGGAGAUGUUGAUUUUCGACCAACAGCUGUUAAAGCAUUGCUAGAUUUGAUGAAGAAAAAUAAGGAAUUAGGUGCAGCUUGUGGAAGAAUACAUCCCAUAGGAAAAGGUCCCAUGAUUUGGUUGCAGAAAUUUGAAUAUGCUAUUGGGCAUUGGCUUCAGAAGUCAACAGAACACACAAUAGGUUCUGUUCUUUGCAGUCCAGGUUGUUUUUCUCUGUUCAGAGCAAAAGCUUUAAUGCAACAUAAUGUUAUAGCUAAAUAUGCAAUAAGGUCGACUGAACCAAAACAUUAUAUUCAGUAUGAUCAAGGAGAAGAUCGAUGGCUUUGUACACUAAUUUUACAAGCUGGUUGUAAAGUGGAAUAUUGUGCAGCUAGUGAUGCUUAUACACAUGCUCCAGAAUCAUUUAAAGAGUUUUAUAUUCAACGUCGGCGAUGGAUCCCAUCAACCAUGGCUAACAUUUUUGAUUUACUAAGUACAUCAAGGGAAACCAGGAAACUAAAUAAUAAUAUUUCAUGGCUUUAUGUAACCUACCAAUGGAUUUUAACAGGUAGUACAAUUAUAGGGCCAUCUUUCAUUUAUUUAAUGAUGGUUGGGGCAUUUAUAACUUCCUUUGAAUUAAAUAAUUGGUUAAGUUUCUGGUGUAAUUCAAUUCCAAUUGUCAUUUUUGUCUUAAUCAGUUUUUUUGGUGAUGUACACAAACAGCUUAUAGCAGCAGGAACUAUCUCUGUCUUAUAUGGUGUAGUAAUGAUGGUUGUAUUAAUUGGCAUAAUAUUACAAAUAGCAGCAGAUGGAUUCCUUGCACCCAAUGCUCUUUUAUUUCUUAUCGUAAUUGGUCAGUUCACAGCAACAGGCUUUUUGCAUCCUCAGGAACUAUCAUGUUUACCUUACGCAAUCAUUUAUUAUAUUACUGUGCCAUCUAUGUACAUGUUACUCAUCAUUUUCUCUAUCUUCAAUCUACAUAAUAUUACAUGGGGGACCAGAGAAUCCAAAUUGCACAGACAAGCAUUAGAACAACAAAAUAGGAAGCUAAAGAAGUCUGAACAAGAGGGAACUGUUACUAAUAAAUGCACAAAAUCUUUUUUACGCAAUUUGUAUAAAUGUACAUUUUAUACUCAUAAAAAUUCGAAGAAAUCAGAAGAAUACUUAGAAUUUAUCUAUAAUUCUAUAAAUGAAAUUAAUAUUCGUUUAAAGCAUAUAGAAAGUACCUUAGAGCUCAAUAACAUAUUAAAAGACAAUAUAGAAGAAAAAAGCAACGAUCAAAGUAAAAUAUACGAUGAAGUAAAAUUAGAAGUGUCUGAACAUUUAAACACAAAUACAGAUACAGAAACAGAAUCAGACACUUCAGAAUGCACCUUUACUAAUAAAAAUCAAGAAGAUCCAAAUUACGUAAUAAAUCCUUAUUGGAUACAAGAUGAACAUUUGAAAAAUGGAAAAAUAGAUUUUCUAUCAUAUGCAGAAGAAGAAUUUUGGAGGCAAUUAAUUAAGAAAUAUUUAUAUCCUAUUGAAAUUGAUGUGGAAAGGCAGCAAAAAAUUUCAGAGGGAUUAAUAGAUAUACGUAAUAAAUGUCUCUUCAAAUUUUUUAUGAUAAAUACGUUAUUUAUAGUGGCAAUAUUCUUGUUGCAAAUAAACAAAGAUGUUUUGCAUGUCCAAUGGCCAUUUGCUGUUAAAUAUAACAUUACUUUUAUUAAUGACACACAUGAAAUACAUAUACUUAGAAAUUAUAUGCAUUUGGAACCAAUUGGAUGUCUCUUUAUUAUUGCAUUUGUUUUUAUUUUGUUCAUCCAAUUCUUAGCUAUGUUAAGUCAUAGGUUCACUACGUUUAUCCAUGUUCUUGCUAAUGUGAAAUUGAGUUUAGCAUGUUUUAACAAGAAAGAAAAUUUGUCAAAUGAAUUAGUUACUAGUACACAUGCAAAAAAUAUAGCUGAUGGUCUCCAAAGUACAGUAGAAUAUCAAACAAUAUAUAAUAAUAGGUCUGAAACCUCUUCAAGAAAACAUAAAACUGUUAGAGAAUUGGCAGAAGAAUCUCAAAAUCCUUCAAAGCGACCUUCCAACUUUGAAGUACUUUUCAAUACGAAAUUAAGGAAUCCUGAUAUAUCUGGAUUUAGAAGAACAAUAUCUUUAAGCAUACCAAAAGGUGUACUAGAAGCAUUUGAACAACAUCGUUCAAAUAUUUUAGCAGGACAUGAGUUGCAAUCUCAAAAUAAUGCAGCUAAUGAGAAAGAAAUAGACCCAAAAAAUAAAAAUUCAAAAAGGCCUGUAUAUGAUAACCCAACAUUUUUAAAUGACAAUAAUGAAUAAAUUUAAUUGAUAGUA